AUGUCACGCGUCUUCCGCCGCCUAGCAUCGACCACGUCAAAAACAUCAGCAUCCGACGCAGCAGCAGAAAUCCUACAACGUUUCGGAAACAAGCCCAUCUUCGUCCGCGAGCAACUAAUCGACGCCAACCAAGCUCGUCUCCUGACCGCCACCCUAGGCCGGCCUAAACUUCAUGAAUCCGACAAACUGCUCGCCGACGGCACUCCCAUGAAAGGCACCCCCCUGCCACCUGGUUAUCACUGGGCUUACUUUACUCCCACGUUUCUGGAGCAGGAUCUCGGCAUCGAUGGCACAGAUAAGACGCUCAACCCUCUGGCGCCAUGGACGAGGAGGAUGUGGGCGGGAGGCGAGUUGUUGUGGCAGCAGAAUCCGGCGCAGUUGCUUCGGGUGGGGAGUACGGUGACGGAGAUUACGAGGAUUGUGAGUGCGGAGGCGAAGACGAUGAGGGAUGGGAAUAGUAUGGUGUUGGCGGGGCUGGAGAAGACUUAUGAGAGUGAUAAUGGGGUUGCUUUGGUUGAUAAGAGGAAUUGGGUGUUUCGACAUGAGAUGACGGAGAAGGAGCCGCUCCCACCUAUGCCGGAGCAGAAGCCUUUACCAGAGGCCAAAGAGGGUGUGGACCUUUUGAAAAUACUGCAGAGAACAGACGUUCAGUUGUUCCGCUUCUCAGCCCUGACGUUCAACGCUCACAAGAUUCACUACUCCCGCGACUGGUGCCAGAACGUCGAAGGCCACCGCGAUCUCGUCGUUCACGGCCCGCUCAACCUGAUUAGUAUCCUGGAUCUCUACCGCGACUCCAACGGAAACAGCUCUCCGGAAACGGUCCCUAAGUCGGUUUCAUACCGAGCCAUGUCGCCGCUGUAUGUUGGAGAGAAGUACCGGAUCUUGCUUGAGAAGGACGCAGAGGCGAAGAGUGGAGAGAGAUCGAAAUGGAAUGCGGAGGUUAGAGAUUCUUUUGGGAAGACGGGGAUGAAGGGAACGAUUGUUGAAUAG
Saxophila tyrrhenica is the source of this 990-nucleotide messenger RNA. RefSeq lists its product as uncharacterized. NCBI's taxonomy places the organism in Eukaryota, Fungi, Ascomycota, Dothideomycetes, Mycosphaerellales, Extremaceae. The coding region runs from base 1 to 990 and encodes 329 amino acids. Gene Ontology annotation, cellular component: mitochondrion. Gene Ontology annotation, molecular function: (3R)-hydroxyacyl-[acyl-carrier-protein] dehydratase activity. The record is from RefSeq and is a predicted model, not a curated record. The transcript is spliced from 4 exons.